Molecule: messenger RNA, 984 nt
Organism: Ciona intestinalis (vase tunicate)
Lineage: Eukaryota; Metazoa; Chordata; Ascidiacea; Phlebobranchia; Cionidae
Source: RefSeq, a predicted model, not a curated record
GUGUUUAAACGAGUAAAGCGCUAUGUGUACAUAUUAUAUUGUAUUUUGAAAUAAUGGAGGCGGUAGCUAUGUACGAUUUUAUUGCAACUGCAGACGACGAACUAGGAUUUGUUAAAGGUUCAAUAUUGAAAGUAGGCUGCAAAGGAACGGACCCCAACUGGUGUAAAGCUGAACAAGAUGGAAAGGAGGGCUUAGUCCCAAUGAAUUACAUUGAAAUAAAGGAAUGCGAGUGGUUUGCUCGUAAUAUGACAAGGGCUAAUGCGGAGCUGAGGCUGAAAAAUACUUUAGAUGGGUCGUUUCUUGUUAGAGAGAGUGAAAGUACCCCUGGAGAAUUUUCUGUAUCCGUGAAAACCAAUUCUGGUGUACAACAUUUCAAGGUUUUGAGAGACGGGGCAGGAAAAUACUUUAUCUGGGUUGUUAAAUUUUCUUCUCUGAACGAGUUAGUAGUGUAUCAUCGCGUUAUGACCGUUUCAGGUUCGGAGCGGAUUUUUCUUCUUCACCCGAUUAGUUGAGUCGUUUUAAAACAUGAUGUAUCAUAGUAUCGUAACACGUGUUAUACGGAUCGUUUUAUAAUAUGUUUUUUUUUAAUAUUUUUUCACAUAAAUGCUAAAAUAUAUGUAGAAUAUUGAUUGUCCCACAUACGGAUAUUUGUUUUAGGCAACAAGAACAAACGUAGGGAGUUUAUCCUACAGUUAUUAUAAAGACAUAUAUAAAUUAUCCGGUCUUGAAUAACUGUAUGUUUAUCAACUGGUUAACGCACUUAAAAUAUUUAUAUAUGGUAACAAUAUUAUUAAAAAAUCACACAAAAUAUUUUAAAAUCAAAAGUGAUGUAUUCUAAACACAAUUUAUAUGGUUGGAUUACAUCCGGUAAUGUUUACGCCACAAUUUCCUAUAUGAAAUAUAUCGUGCUUAUACCACAACAGUAAAGUUAUACUUGUUCAUAUUUUAUGUGCCGGUCGUCAUAUUACAGGCUAAUUGUUUAUA